Molecule: messenger RNA, 2523 nt
Organism: Oryza sativa Japonica Group (Japanese rice)
Lineage: Eukaryota; Viridiplantae; Streptophyta; Magnoliopsida; Poales; Poaceae
Product: putative wall-associated receptor kinase-like 16
Biological process (GO): protein phosphorylation; cell surface receptor signaling pathway
Cellular component (GO): plasma membrane
Molecular function (GO): calcium ion binding; polysaccharide binding; protein serine/threonine kinase activity
Source: RefSeq, a predicted model, not a curated record
AACAACGGGCACAACCAACAAAGAUGAAGUUGCAGUAUACACGGGCAGUUCUUGCCAGCCUUUUUUGUGUCUGUCUGUCGGCUGUCUGGGUGGCGGCAGCAACGGCCGAUAUACCGGCAGGGCAACGCCCCGGUUGCCCGGAGAGGUGUGGCGACGUCGAGAUCCCGUUCCCGUUCGGCAUCGGCAAGCACUGCGCGAUGCAGACGAAGUAUCCGUUUGAUCUCGACUGCUUGGACGUGAAUGGCACCAAGAAGCCUUUCUACAACAAUAACGAGGUUACCAAGAUUUCGGUGCAGGAGGGCAAGGCAUGGAUGAAGUUGGGCAUAUCCAGUCAGUGUUAUGACCACGUGACAGGCCAUAUCCUGUACGACAGCAACGCAACGGCAGAAUUCGGUGAUUCACCUUUCUGGCUAUCGACCGAAAACAAGAUCAUCGUCAUCGGAUGUCAAACUAUGGCUUAUAUGGAGAGCAACGCUUACGUAAUUGGUUGCUUCUCGACAUGUAAUGGUUCAACACCUGUGAAUGGAUCUUGCUCCGGCGGUGGCUGUUGCCAGAUGGAUGUUCCAGGACACAUAUAUAGUUAUGAUGGUUAUUUUGACGAAGAUUACAAUGAUAGCAAAAUAUGGAGGAGCAGCCCUUGCAGCUACAUGGCGGUGAUGGAGGAUAAGGCCUUCCAAUUUAGCACCACUUACCUCAACUCCACGGUAUUCAACGACACGUACAAAGAGGGAGUUCCAGUUGUGUUGGACUGGGUCAUAACAUUGGAUACAUGUGAGAAGGCUAAAAGCAAAACCACUUCCUACGCUUGUGUUAGUACAAACAGCAUCUGCAAUGAUGAUCCGAGUGGAGGUUACCGUUGUAAUUGUUCACAUGGAUAUGAAGGAAACCCGUAUAUUAAAGAUGGUUGUGAAGAUAUCAAUGAGUGCCUCGACAAUGUUACUUAUCCUUGUCCGGGGAUAUGCAAUAAUACAAUGGGGAGUUUCACUUGCUCAUGCCACCAAGGAAACUAUAUGGAGAAUGGCACUUGCAUACCAAAUCGGAAGUCCGGUUUUCUUGCACUUCCUAUAGUAGGCACAAGUGUUGGACUUGUCAUCCUAGUGAUCACCAUAACUUGUGCAUGCUUAAUUCAUGAUAGAAGAAAGCUACAGCACAUCAAAAAUCAAUACUUUCGACGGCAUGGUGGCCUGCUACUAUAUGAAGAGAUGAAAUCUAAACAAGGUCUUGCAUUCAAAAUCUUCUCGGAAGAAGAAUUGCAACAGGCGACAAACAAAUUUGAUGAACAUCAAGUUCUAGGCCAAGGAGGCAAUGGAAUUGUUUACAAGGGACAUCUUAAGGACAACUUGGAAGUAGCAGUAAAAAGAUGCAUGACAAUUGAUGAGCAAAAGAAAAAAGAGUUUGGCAAAGAAAUGCUAAUUUUAUCCCAAAUCAACCACAAAAACAUUGUUAAACUAUUAGGUUGUUGCCUUGAAGUGGAGGUCCCUAUAUUGGUCUAUGAAUUCAUCCCAAAUGACACACUUUACCAUCUCAUCCAUGGAAACUAUAAUGGUUGGCACAUCCCUCUGGUUACUCGCCUACGGAUUGCCCAUGAGUCUGCUGAGGCACUUGCCUACCUCCACUCUUGUGCUUCCCCACCAAUCCUCCAUGGUGACGUCAAGUCGUCGAACAUCCUCCUUGAUAGCAACCUCUCAGCAAAAGUUUCAGAUUUUGGUGCAUCUAUCCUAGCUCCAACAGAUGAGACGCAAUUUGUCACACUAGUUCAAGGAACUUGUGGAUACCUUGACCCAGAGUACAUGCAAACGUGCCAAUUAACAGAUAAGAGUGAUGUAUAUAGCUUUGGAGUUGUUCUUCUAGAACUUCUUACACGCAAGAAGCCGUUCAAUCUUGAUGCGCUUGAAAAUGAGAAAUGCCUGUCUAUGAGGUUUCUCUCUGCAAUGAAGGAGAAUAAGCUCAGUGAUCUAUUGGAUGAUCAAAUCAAGAAUAAUGAGAAUAUGGGGUUUCUUGAAGAGAUUGCCGAGUUAGCAAGACAAUGCUUGGAGAUGUCCGGUGUAGAUAGGCCAUCAAUGAAGGAAGUAAGAGAUAAGCUUGAUAGGCUGAGGAAAGUCAUCGAGCAUCCAUGGACACACGAUAACCCAGAAGAAUUGGAGAGCUUGCUUGGUGAGUCAUCAUGUGUGGUCAUCUCAGAGGUUGAGAGUACAGGAAAUUUUAGCAUUGAAAGGAAAGUUGUCAAGGGUUUGGAAUCAGGGCGUUAAGCAGUACUCUCUCUGGUAUAGCUUAUGUCCAAUCCUAUUGUGAUUUAUCAUAGAUUCCUUGUAGAGCCAAGGAACUCUUACUCAUCUAUGUCAAUUAUUUGUGUAAAGUUGAGAUCUUGUGAAGGCAAGGUAAUUGUAUCUGUUAGAAUAUCCUCCUGGUAUCACUACUCUUGGUAGAUUGGGAUUCAAAACAUGUAUUAACUUUAAGACAGAUCAUUCAUCUCUCUUGUAGAUGAAAAGGAAAGUUAUACAAUAGAGUGUCAAAUUUAAGAAA